Molecule: messenger RNA, 2797 nt
Organism: Eublepharis macularius
Lineage: Eukaryota; Metazoa; Chordata; Lepidosauria; Squamata; Eublepharidae
Gene: MAB21L4
Product: mab-21 like 4
Exons: 4
Coding region: 34-1137 (367 amino acids)
Source: RefSeq, a predicted model, not a curated record
CAGGAGGGCUUUCUCCUCUGUCAUCCUUUAGCCAUGGCUGCAAAGGUUCCUCAGUGGCAGAGCUAUCUCCAAGUGAUUCUUUCCCGUGAGGGCCAGAGAGUGGAGUGUUUCCAGAAGGCAGAGAACAUACUGCUCAUUGUACUGGAGAGAGUCAAUGCCAUGGACCCUAGGUUUAUUGUGGAUUAUUCGCGAAAUCUGGAAGCCUUGGAAUUUGCACUCUCUGCUGCAGAAGAUGAAGUAACUAUGGAGGUUCCGUUGUGCAUUGAUGCUGAUGCUCUACUUGUGCAAGAGUGUUCAGGUGAACAGAGUGACUCUGAGAAAGUUACUCAUGGAAACUACCAGAUGCCAGGCUCUUGCUAUUUAGGAGUACCGAAGGAAGGACAUCACCUGGAAAAGUGGACCAAAGAAGAUGUGUUCAGUAUGGUAGGCAAUACUGAAUCCAGUGGGCACAUUGUGCCAGGCAAGAUCCUCCAGCUUUUGAAAAACCUGAUUGUUGCUGCUGUUGUUUAUUGCAAGCGUCAAUUCAUCAUCAAGCCAGGUGAACUCAGCGCAGAGAGGCUAAAGGAAGAUGACAUGCAACUUCCUUUGCUGAUAUCCAGUGGCUGGAAAAUGAUCUGCUUCAACAUUGUCCCUGUAGUGAGGAGAAAACAGAAUGCUCUGAAGAUCAACAACAAUUGGCAAGAAAGAGGUUUUCCACACGGCAACAUGUGGAAAGUCACUCAAGAGGCUGACUAUAUCCCUGCCAGUUACUAUCACUGGAGAUAUUCUACCAGUCGUCCCAUCCUGAAACUCCUUCAGAUUGUGAGCACCCUAAAGGGUUACUGUCUAGACAGUCUCCGCCUCCUUGACCAAAUCAACCAUGAAUACUGGAGAGAGGAAGACAAGUAUAAAGGGCUUAAUUUUCACCACUUAAAGGUGCCAAGACGCUCCCUCGCAGUUAUCUCACAGAAGAGGAAUGUUUUGACUUCAGCUUUUCCAGCCUUAGGAAACUUUCACUUUCUCAGCCUCAAGCGGCUUGUUUUGAGAACUAUGGGGGGAGGUUGGGCCUGCUGGGGUUUGUACCAUGUUCUAUGCUUGUCAUUUGUAACAAUACACGUGUACCAGCCUAGAUAUUGCAUCUGGGCCAGUGGACUAUAAUGGUUGACUUUUUCAGUAAAUCUUUUGAGAACAACGGGCUUUUGUCUGAUUGCAGAAGGUAGUCUGGAGUACAACUAUUAUUUAGCCACAGUUCUGACAGCUGCAAGGUUUGUUAGAUGACAGUUGUGUUAUUUCUUUUACUUUUUAUUUAUUUUACUGUGUUGUUUCUUUAUUGCUGGUUUUUAAUAAAGUAUUGACUGGAGUAACUUUGCAUAGGAUUGCACUGUCAGUCUGCUGUGUUUGAGCUUUUACUGUUUUUAUUACUUCUUGCUUUUAAUAUUAUAAGAUGAGUUCAGUUUCUUUAGUUUAUUGUACUUUAUCAUCUAUUUUUAUUGCAAGCCACCUUAGGUGAGGAGAAAGGAGGGGCACACAAUUGCCUAAAUACUGAAAGAUAUGUAAGGUGGAGGGACAAAAGACAUCAGAAUGUAAUGAUUAGUAGAACAUAGACAGGUUGAUAUAUUGCUCAGGCUUCAAAUUUCUCAGAGAAGCUGGCUCCACAGGUUAGGAAAGCAGCUUUGAAGUACCAAACUUGUGUUCCUUGUACUGUCUGUAUGGAUAUUUUGGACUAUUUUCUCUAUUAUUGUUGCAACUUCACACUUGCUAUUUUUACUCUGUCUCAACUUUCUAUCUUCAAAAGAUCCUAAGUAGUUGGCUGGUUUGUGUUACUGUUUUUUUAAAAUUCUUCAUCUGUUGUUUCUCCAAAGGAGAUAACAUAGAGUAGCCCAACAUGUUUUGCAAAAUCUGGAUGUGUGCCAUUAAGCUUACAGGCAUUUUACUUCUGUAGUUGUCAUACCUUGUAAUUCUUGCUGGCUGCAAUAUUCUAGGAAGAAUGCCAGUUUUCAAAUAAAAACAUUUUAGAUGUAUGUCUUUUUUUUGUUUGGCUUUGUUUGCAAGUUCUACUCUUAAUUGGCGUGAAACUAACAAAGCUUUCCUUAUUUGUUUUAAUUGCAUGAGCAGCUUGGUUUUGCUAUAAGCUCCUCUCUUGUAAUGCUUGUAUCUUGUUUCUCUUAUUAAAACUGCCUAAGAUAUAUUAAUAAAACAAUUAGUUUCAAAUGCACCAAGGACCACGCUAAUAGGUUGAAAGGCCCACCUCAUGGGAAUUAAUUUAGGGUUGGCAAAUUUUUGGAUAUGCAAACUCUGGAUGUAACCCUAUCAGUUUCUUGAUGGGAGGGAGGAGCCAAAAUAGUACCUACCUAGAGAAUCUCUCUCUAAAACCUACAAACAAUGGUGAUGGUGCUUCCUUGAUGAUGCUCUUGCUUGCCAUAUGAUGAGACCAAUGCAAUGAAGCAAUGGGACCAGAGCAGGUCACUGGCUGGAGGGGGGUGCAAAAUGACUAAGGCCAAGUAGAUCACAUAUAAGUGAUCUGGGGAGUUUUCUGCCUAAGAGGUACAUCUGGCAGUUCUGAAGUAUAAUUUUGCCAACUCAAAGGGCUUAUCCAAUCCUGUAUGCUUUAAUGCUCCAAGGCAGCCGCAGUACCAGUGCUCCCCAGAUAGUAGAUUACACACCCAGUUAGUCUCCUCUACCUCUCUUACAUGCAUCAUCCAUGCACUAUCAUAGAGAUUCUGCUCCCUAAUGAGAAAUAGUAAACCUAACCAUCUUUUCCUAUUAAAUGCUUGAAAGAUAGAUUUUAAUGUUACUCUCCAUUUGCCUUAGCAACUGU